This is a messenger RNA of Populus nigra (black poplar), 975 nucleotides long. RefSeq lists its product as uncharacterized. The transcript is spliced from 2 exons. The coding region runs from base 284 to 778 and encodes 164 amino acids. Lineage: Eukaryota; Viridiplantae; Streptophyta; Magnoliopsida; Malpighiales; Salicaceae. The record is from RefSeq and is a predicted model, not a curated record.
AAUAAAAACCUAACAAACUGCAGUCCAGUUAUAAUUUAACCCAAAAAAACCCUCGAAAUCUUUCCCAAUACAUCAAGAAAACAAAACAACCUAAGCAGGAGAUUUGUAAGCGAAGAGAUCAUCCUCAUUCCCUCUCCCCUUGUCUUCUCCAACACUAAUUCUCGAAGCCUCACUUUCAAUCUCCAAAUCCCAAUAGCUCUCUCCCUCACCAUCAAGUCCACAAACAAUCCCAUCUUCUCUUUGUCUAAUUCUUGAUUAAGUUUGAUUCAUAUUUUGGGAUGCGAUGCGUUUCUUAAAGAGGAUAGCUGGGUUUCUUGGAUUCGCUAAAGAUGAUGGAGGCUACGAAGUGAAAGACCAACAACAAGAAGAAGCAGAAGAGCAAGACGAUCAUCAACACCCCAACCAUGUCCGUUUUCGCUCCAAUUUACAAGAAACUGGCCUUCCCCGCAAAGGUUUCGGUGUUCCUGUCCAAGUCGCCGUCGAACGCCCCCAGCUUGGACCCCUAAUCGUCCCCUGCAUUUCCGGAGACGGCGGCCUUCAGGGUCUGAGAUGGUACGCGAAACGUCUCAGGAUAGAUGAAGAUGGAGACGUGGCAGAUGAGUUCUUUGACGAGGUUUUACCAGACACAUCUUCCAGUGUUGAUGAACAGCACAAGCCUUUGCCGAGGUUUGAAGUGAAGCACAGUACUCGGCCAGCUAAAAUCAAGAAGCAGAUGAUGUCCCAUGAUGGGAAAAUUCAACAGUGUGUGGAACAUCAAGGUAGAUUGCAGUGGGUAUAAUGGAUCUUCAUGUCAAUGUCCAGGGCUCAUGGGUGGCUGGGUGGGUUUCAUUUGUCAGAUCUAUAGGGUAAGUAUGUUGCUGGGUCAUUCUUUUCUAAUAGAUUAACGUUUGUUGUCGUGGCCUGAAUUGUGAAACCCCUACACCCAAUUGUAUUAAUGUUUAUGUUACAAAGCUUUGUCUAAUUGGUUUGUGAUGA